Messenger RNA from Clonostachys solani, 2295 nucleotides. The record is from the annotation of a GenBank genome assembly. Lineage: Eukaryota; Fungi; Ascomycota; Sordariomycetes; Hypocreales; Bionectriaceae.
AUGGCGGCUCCUACUCUGGAUCCUCACUACGACGGUGAUGUUGAUGAUGCGGAUGAUGAAAUGGCACUUCCCGUUCGCUUGAACGAUCUCGUCGAUCUCGUGGAAAACCGCGAGGGUCUGGACCAGGACGAGUCCCAGCUCCUGGCCCAUGUAGCACUCCAGCAGCUUCGCAGCCAACAGCAACACCAGGAAGGCCCGGUCACCGCUAAUCAGGUCAUCGAGGCCAUCAAGGUGUACGCCAUUCGAGAACUCAUGGAAGACCAUCGGAAAAAUCUCAGAAGGCAAGGUCGGGAGGAGGUUUACCAGUGGGGUCAGCAAUUUCUCGGGAUGGAGAAUGGGCAAGCUGCGGCUCCAGAAGGGGGAAGUGGGCAAGGAACAGCUCAACAAGAGGACGAUGAGCAAGGUACAGCUUCAGAAGAGGAGACUGAGCAAGAUACAGCUUCAGAAGGGGAAGAUGCAGCUCUACAACAAGAAGAAACAGCUCCAGAUGAGGAGAGCGAGCAAGAUACGGCUUCAGAGGAGGAGGCGGAGGAUGCCAGUUCGACAUCUGGAUCUGUGGGGGGUACAGACGACGGCGAUUCGAGUCAGUGGGGGGUAGGAGAAGUACAUGUUUCAACUGAAACGGAAAUCAUCGAUGGUCUUGCACGCUUAAAGUUCACCUUCACAGACGAAGCUUUGCAAAGAUUCUUUGGAGGGAGAGAUCCGUAUUUGAAACCUUCAGAUGAGCGCGUUGUCGAAACACCGGACCCCGAACAGCGAGAUAUCCUCACUGCGCUCUGCAGCCAUCCAGUCCUGGCUGUUGAGCUUGGGAAGCAUCUCGCCCCUCAAGAUAUCCUAAACCUGUUCCUUUCCUGUCGAACGUUCCACACUUUCAUACAUAACUAUAUGCUGUCGAGCAUCCGCACAUGGACUGCAUACCGAUUCCCGAAAGCUGGCGCGACGUUUCCGUACAGGCUGUACAAGCCCCUUCUGAUGUCAGAUCCUCGGGGCCGCGCAUGGGAUGGCGAGGAACAAGAGGACCCAGAGCCAAAGAAAAUCCGCUCGAUCCCCGGCCUGAAGUACCUGCACCUUCUGUGGACUCGGGAUCGUUGCUCCAGGGACAUUGUUGCCAUCAUGGCCCGUAAUGGGCAUCGUUUUCCCAAGACGAUGUAUACGACUCUUCUCAGGAUGUGGCUAACCAUGGACCUGUCUACCAGUGCUCAACGACGAGCCUUGCUGCGUAAUAAAGAAAUAUGGACAGACACUGACCUCUAUAAUGCGCAACUCUUAUUUGUCAAGCUGGGGAUGCACUUCAACGACCCCGUCUACGGCCCCAACACUUUGGAGCUGCUCCAUCUGAUGAUGGGCCAGCGAGGCCUGUACCCCUUGUGGCAACUGCUCAUGCGCAAGAGAUUUACCACUCUUCCCGAGAUCUUGCAACUCAAGGUUCAGUAUGAUAUGCAGAUGCCACCGGACCACUGGGGUCACGACUACUAUGGCGGAGAGAUACACGACGUCCCGUUUCACAAGGUUGGCACAGCCCAUUGCGAGGGAUGGGGCAAAGGGAGAGCUCACCUCCAGCGUCCCGACGAGCUCGUCCCCCUCGAGGCCGUUUACCGCGGCCUUGAACUUGACAAGCACCUCCCCCAUAUGAUCCUCUGGGGGUAUUUCGACUGGAAGACGGGCCAGAACCUAGUCCCUACAGAGGAGGAAAUGUACAUUCCCAAUGAGGAGAAGGCUCUCGAGCACAUGGACACGACACACCAUUGGAAGAAGCGGCAUGCCAUGAAGAAGCGAUGGUCGAAGCUCACCGAAGAGGAGCGUCAAACCCUCAUUGAAGACGACGCAGAUGAAUCCCUGCGGGCUCAGGCCUGGAUGGACGAAGAUGACGACGGCUCAUCCGAGGAGGGUGCGCCGUACAAUCCCAAUGACGAGAUUGCCCGCGGCUACAUGAUGCCGCCGUGCCCAGCAGACCGCAAGUCGACGGUCCCUCCAACCAGUGAUAAAGAGGGAUGGCAAAGCUUUAUCGGCACCGCGCUUAUUGGAAUGGCUCCUGAGCUCGAUCAGGACGAGGUUCUGUGUGCUCAGGCCUGGCAGGACUAUGGGGAUGAUCAAUUUGAGGAUGGCUUCGACUGGGAGGAGUGGCUCGAAGAAAGGGAGAAUCAGAGAACCAUGGCUCUCGCCUUGGAAGACGCAAAUGCAGCUGCAGAAGAUGAUGAUGUUGACAACGAGGGAGACAACGAGGAAGACGAAAAUGCACCUACGGACGACGACGAUGUUAGCGAGGAUGAGGAUGCUACCAUGGAGGAGCUCUAA